AUGGAGGCCCUAGUCAAGAAAGGCUACGCGGAAAUAGCGCCACGCGCGUCCCACACCACAAGGACGUGGUACUUGCCGCAUUUCGCAGUCGUAAACGCUCUAAAGCCCGACAAAUUGCGAGUUGUACACGACGCAGCAGCCAAAACAAAAGGUACGACUUUGAAUGAGAAUCUAUUAACAGGGCCGGAUUUGUUACAGCCUCUUCCCGCAGUGUUAUUAAGAUUCCGGGAACAUCCCGUCGCUGUAACAGCGGACAUCACGGAGAUGUUCAUGCAGGUGGGACUACGCGAGGAAGAUCGCGACGCACUGCGCUACCUCUGGCGGGGAAACCGCCGAGAUAGCCGGCCGCCAGAGGUGUACCGAAUGAAGGUAUUAAUCUUUGGCGCAUCGUGCUCUCCUGCGACGGCGAUAUACGUCAUGAAUCGCAACGCGGAGAGACACCGACACACGCAUCCUGAGGCUGUCGAGGCGAUCAAGAAGAAACACUACAUGGACGACUACCUCGACAGCUAUGAAGAUGAACACAGGGCGAUAACAAUCGCUACUCAGGUGCGCAACAUACACAGAGAAGCUCACUUUGAAUUAAGGAAGUGGACGAGUAACUCGCCCGCGGUGUUGAAGGCGCUCGGCGAAUCGCCCAAUGCAACCGAAGCGGUGGAAAUAGAAAGGACUGAACGAGUCCUAGGCCUUAUUUGGAGGCCGCAAGAAGACAGGUUGGCGUUCAACCUAGACUUGGCCCGCAUACCGUCGAACCUACUGAGGCGAGAAGCACCCACGAAGAGAGAAGCAUUGAAAAUAGUAAUGUCGUUGUUUGAUCCUCUAGGGUUGGUGUCGCCGAUAACUGUGCGGGCUAAACAGCUAUUACAGGAGGUGUGGCGACGCGGCACCGAUUGGGACGACCCGAUCGACGACGAACUGUCCGCCGCCUGGGUGAACUGGCUCACCCAUUUGAAGCAACUCAACGGCGUAACAGUGCCGCGCUGCUAUCCCGGCUACUCCCGAGCGAGAAAACUCCAACUCCACGUGUUCACCGACGCCAGCGAGUCAGCCUACGCGACCGCGCUCUACUGGCGCGCCGAGGACGACGACGGACGAGUCACAGUCACGUUACUGGCGGCCAAGGCAAAGGUAGCUCCACUCAAAUUAACCUCCAUACCACGGCUUGAACUACAGGCAGCUGUACUCGGCGCACGGAUGGCUGCGAGUGUGACACAGGAGCACUCCAGGCAGCCAGAAUCCACGACCUACUGGACCGACAGCAAGACAACACUGUGCUGGAUCAGAACGGGAGCCAGGUCGUACAAGCCCUACGUAGCGCAUCGAAUCGCCGCGAUAGAAGAACACACACAGGCGAAUCAAUGGAGAUGGGUGCCUACACGCUACAACGUUGCCGACGACGCUACGCGCGACGUUCCCGACAACUUCACGCGGGAACACAGGUGGUUCAACGGACCAGAGUUCCUCCGCGACCCGCCCGAACUAUGGCCUGCGGAGGAAACACAGCUGAGCACCGACACGGGUGAGGAAAGAGUGAACACUAUUACAGAGCGUCGGGAGAAACAGUACAAGGAAGUCCUGCCCGACGUGAAUCGAUUCUCAAAUUGGAAUCGCUACGUUAGAGCUGCCGCCCGCGUACUACAAGCAGUACAACACUUCAAACGACGCGUCAACACGGUCCAUUACAAGAGGACCAAGGCGGCCGCAAGCGAGAAUCCGGAUUGA
Messenger RNA from Manduca sexta (tobacco hornworm), 1722 nucleotides. RefSeq lists its product as uncharacterized. The record is from RefSeq and is a predicted model, not a curated record. Lineage: Eukaryota; Metazoa; Arthropoda; Insecta; Lepidoptera; Sphingidae. The transcript has a single exon. The coding region runs from base 1 to 1722 and encodes 573 amino acids.